Penicillium odoratum is the source of this 1659-nucleotide messenger RNA. It is a transcript of the gene pgmA, whose product is annotated as phosphoglucomutase PGM2. NCBI's taxonomy places the organism in Eukaryota, Fungi, Ascomycota, Eurotiomycetes, Eurotiales, Aspergillaceae. The record is from RefSeq and is a predicted model, not a curated record. The transcript has 3 exons. Gene Ontology annotation, biological process: carbohydrate metabolic process. Gene Ontology annotation, cellular component: cytosol. Bases 1 to 1659 code for a protein of 552 amino acids. Gene Ontology annotation, molecular function: phosphoglucomutase activity; magnesium ion binding.
AUGUCGGUUCAAACGGUCUCCUUCCAGUCUUUCACUGACCAGAAGCCGGGCACUUCUGGUCUUCGCAAGAAGGUCAAGGUCUUCCAGCAACCCCAUUACUCCGAGUCUUUCAUCACUAGCACUCUUCUGUCAAUCCCUGAGGGUGCAGAGGGUGCUUUCCUCGUCAUCGGUGGUGAUGGCCGUUACUACAACCCUGAGGUCAUCUCCAAGAUUGCCAAGAUCAGUGCCGCCUACGGUGUCAAGAAGCUCCUGGUGGGCCAGAAUGGCAUUCUCAGUACCCCUGCGGCCAGCAACCUGAUCCGCGUCCGCAAGGCCACUGGUGGUAUCUUGCUGACUGCCAGUCACAACCCUGGUGGCCCGGACAACGACUUCGGUAUCAAGUACAACUUGUCUAACGGCGCCCCCGCCCCUGAGACGGUUACCAACAAGAUCUACGAGAUCUCCAAGUCUCUCACCUCCUACAACUACAUCGAUGUCGAGGAUGUCGACACCUCCGUCAUCGGCACCAAGGCGUACGGCCCCCUCGAGGUUGAGGUUGUUCACUCCACCGCGGACUACGUGACCAUGAUGAAGGAGAUCUUCGAUUUCGACCUGAUCAAGGAGUUCCUUAGCACCCACAAGGACUUCAAGGUGCUCUUCGACGGUAUGCACGGUGUGACCGGUCCCUACGGUGUGGACAUUUUCGUCAAGGAGCUCGGAUUGCCCGCCAGCAGCACCAUGAACUGCGUGCCCAAGCCGGACUUUGGCGGCGGUCACCCGGAUCCCAACCUCGUGUACGCUCACGAGCUCGUCGAGGCCGUUGACAAGAAUGGUGUGCACUUUGGUGCUGCCAGUGAUGGUGAUGGUGACCGUAACAUGAUCUACGGUGCCAACACCUUCGUCUCGCCCGGUGACAGCUUGGCUAUCAUUGCGCACCACGCGAAGCUCAUCCCCUGGUUCCAGAAGCAGGGUGUCUACGGUCUUGCCCGCUCCAUGCCCACUUCUGGUGCCGUCGACCGCGUCGCCAAGGCCCAGGGCCUUGAGAGCUACGAAGUGCCUACCGGCUGGAAGUUCUUCUGCAACCUGUUCGAUAACAAGAAGAUCUCCAUCUGUGGAGAAGAGAGCUUCGGUACUGGUAGCAACCACAUUCGGGAGAAGGAUGGUGUGUGGGCUGUUGUGGCCUGGUUGAACAUCAUUGCUGGUGUUGCCAAGCAGAAGCCCGAGGAGACUCCUAGCAUUGCUUCCAUCCAGAAUGACUUCUGGAAGACCUACGGCCGUACCUUCUUCACUCGUUACGACUACGAGAAUGUCGACAGUGACGGUGCCAACAAGGUCGUCGCCACUCUGGCCGACGUGGUUGCCCAGGGCACUUCGGCUGAGAUUGACGGUCGCAAGAUCGUUGACGCUGGUAACUUCUCCUACACUGACCUCGACGGCAGUGUCUCCAAGAACCAGGGUCUUUACGUAAAGUUCGACGAUGGCAGCCGCAUUGUCGUUCGUCUGUCCGGUACUGGCAGCAGUGGUGCUACCAUUCGUCUUUACAUUGAGCGCUAUGAGAGCGAUAGCUCCAAGUUCGGUCUCAAUGCUCAGGAGUACUUGAGCGAGAACAUUGCUUCUGCUCUGAAGCUCCUCAAAUUCAAGUCUUACGUUGGACGUGAGGAGCCUGAUGUCAAGACCUAA